AUGAGUAAUUUAAUUUUUAGUUCAUUAUGUUGGAUAGUUAAAGAAAAUAAUAAAAGCUUAUUAAUAAAAACAAAAUUUAGAAAAGAUUAUAGUAAAGCAUCUUUAAUAAAAAAUAAGAAGGCAACAUGUGUGAUAAAUAAUCAAGAUAUUACAAAUAUAACGUUUCAUAAAAACAAUUAUAAUAAUAAUGAUUGUAGUUAUCAUUUUUUAAAAUGUGCUUAUGAUAGAAAUAAAUUUCAAGUGAAAAAAAAAAUUAAUGGAUAUAACCCUCUUUUAAAUAAUACUCUUGGGAACUUAUAUAAUGAAGAAUAUAAACAAAAGUGGUCUGGAAGCCUUUCGUAUUUUUGUUCUUCUAUGAAAAAAGAAUAUGAAAAUAAAAGAAAUGUAACAUCACCUAGAAAUAUUAAUAUAGAUGGGCAAAAAUAUGUAAUUAUAGAUACAUAUACACAUAAAAGUAGAUAUAUGUGUACCUUCAAUAUGAAAGAUAAAGACAAUAACAAAAAUGGAAAGGAAAAUAUGGAUGGAAAAAAAAUAAUACAAAUAGAUAAAGAGAAAAAUAUAGAUAAUAAUAACAUAGAUAAUAAUAAUAUUGAUAAUAAUAAUAUUGAUAAUUAUAAUGUUGAUAAUUAUAAUGUUGAUAAUUAUAAUGUUGAUAAUUAUAAUGUUGAUAAUUAUAAUGUUGAUAAUAAUAAAUAUAAUCAUAAUAAAAAACACCCGGAUGUUAUAAAAAAUGAUAAUAUAAAUGUUCCAGAUAAUAAUAAUAAAUAUUUAAAAAAAGGACAACAUUUUUUAAAAAUAAAUUAUUUAAAAAAUAUGUAUUUUUUACUUUUAAGUAAAAGAAUGAAAGAAUGUUUAUACAAUUUAAAAUGUAAACAUAGUUAUAGAAGAUUAAUGAAAAGAAUAAAGAAAGAAAAAGAUAAAAUAAAUAAUAUUUUGUUAAAAUAUCAAAUAAAAAAAGGAAAUAUAAAAAGUCAUUUUAAUGAACAUACAUAUAGAAAAGCUUUAAUGAAUAUGAAAAAGAAUAUAUUUAUAUCUUUAAAACGUAAUAGAAACAAAUCUAUAAUGGAUGUAUAUUAUGAAGAAAAAAAAAAAUAUAAAUUAAGAAAACAAAAAUUAUUAGAAUUACAAACAAAAAUUAGGAAAAAUUCACAAAUUGCGCAUUCAAGUAUUAAAAGAUUUUUUAAAAAAUAUGGAUAUGUAGGUUUAGGAACAUAUUUUUUUGUUUUCUUAUUAACUUUUUGUUCUUCUUAUUUUUUUGUACAUUUUAAAUAUAUUUCUUUAGCAGACCUCAAAUAUGUAUCAGAAAAAAUGCACUUGAAUAAAUAUAUAGAUGAUGAUUUACAUAAAAAAAUUGAUUCUUUAUGGGGAGAAUUAAUCUUUGCUUAUAUCGCUUCAAAAAUCACAGAACCUAUUAGAAUUGUAAUAACGAUUCUUAUUACACCAUAUAUAGCAAGAGCUAUCAAAUUUAAGAAAAAAAGUAGACUCCUUUGA
Plasmodium reichenowi is the source of this 1491-nucleotide messenger RNA. RefSeq lists its product as hypothetical. The coding region runs from base 1 to 1491 and encodes 496 amino acids. Gene Ontology annotation, cellular component: mitochondrion. Lineage: Eukaryota; Apicomplexa; Aconoidasida; Haemosporida; Plasmodiidae. The transcript has a single exon. The record is from RefSeq and is a predicted model, not a curated record.